AAAUUAAUUAAAACCAAAUAAAAGAAAAAUCGAAUUUCGCUAAAUCUACUUUGAGUUUUAUGGCAACCGAUUUUGAUAUAGACCAUCACGCCGCUUUCCGAAAAAAAAAAUGAAUUAAAUCGGAAAGGCUGGCAGCACGGCAAAAAGAGACGAUGUGUCGUCAAGUGAGAGCUCUCUCAAAACGGUUCGCCAAUUAGGAGCUAGGGCAAUUCCGAAAUUCGAAGAUAGCUAGGUAGCACAGUUGGAUGCGAUAAACUGCUCGACUCUCUCCGGGUGGCGCCAAGACCAACACCAGCAAAUAUGGAAUGCGGCCUUAGCUACGAAGAACGUGGGUUUUGGAAUAGGAUCAUCCGAUUGCUGUAUGAUUGUGGCUAUUCAUCCCGAAUAGUUGGGCAAACCUAUAUAAGGCUGCCCUGGCCACAUGGAAGGUCUCUUUGAUCCUGGAUAGUGAAACAAGCAACAAGGUGUUAUUUCGGCAGUGACCAAAUUCAAGUUUAAGUCUACGGACAAAAGUUAUAGUCCGCGAAGAAGUUAGUUGCAUUUUGCAAAAAGUGGUUUAGUUCACAGACAAUACGAUUUCUAGUGGGGGAGUGAUUAAUAACCCUAUUUACUAGUAAGGCUAGGAGUAGCCCCGGUUCUCCUUAUCGCUAACGUUGAGGCCGGUCGUUUAGUGAGAGGUCGCGAUACGGUUCAAAGUUAAAGACGGUACGGUGAUUGACCGCGGCGUUUGUAGACCGUUUUCGUAAGGUACCGCGAGUGAGCUAAACCCUAUAGAGAUUCCUCUCUAGUGCUAUCCAGUGAUUGCCGAAGGUCGUACGUCAACACACGACCGAAUCACCGUGAAAGUCCUCCGUGAGAGGUGAACGCUCCAAAGUCCGGUUAAUACCGGUGAAGCCCAACGAAUACCCACGGCCGGUCAGGGACCGGCGAGACCCAGGAAACCCCAUCCGCCGGUAGGAAUCCGGCGACGUCCAGCGAAUCGUCAUCGACCGGUUGGGAACCGGUGGCGCCACGUGGUACCGCGUGGUGGUGAUAUCACCCCGUCUCUUCAGCAGUGAGCAAGUGAGUCCGUUCCUCUUUUCCAACUAGUGCUUUGACAAUUUCAAUAAAUUAUUCGUAAAUGAUAAAAUAAAAUUAGCUUUCUUUGAUUUUGCCUAAAAUUUGCAUUGCUUCUUGUGUGAGCCGAGAAAUUGAUUUUCAGCCUCUAUUGUUCACGACGGUUGCGAAAGGUACAGGUGAGUAUCCACUAGUGCGGACGUUUGCCCCUGAGAUAAAGAGAUAGGUGAGCUAGUUGGGGACGUGCGGACGUCCACUUUUAAGACGUGUGGACGUCACUGAUAGUAUUAAUUAUUGACGUAAUUCUGUUUUGAUUCCUACGGCCAGAAUGAUCGGAGUGUUUUCUGGUGAAAUUCUUCGAGGAAUUUGCUAACAUAUUUCCUGGAAGAAGAUUAUUGCAAAAAUACUGAAUAAAUGUAUGUGAUAGUUUUCACAUACAAUGCUGGUGGCAAAUCAGGAAAUAUAAUCAAUAAUUAAGUAAACAAAUAAUCAUUAGGAAAAUCAAAUUACGUUAUAUUAACAUUAAUAGGUUCAUAUACAAACCACCAGAUUCAAAAUUAUCCGAAAUCCAUUAGAUUGCAUAUAGUUUAAUAUUUCGUAUAUAUAAAGGGUUUUUACAUAAAUUCCUGUGAAAAAUCCUGUUUAGUGGGAAUGGAUUACCCGCAGGGAGUGCGUUCAAUGUUGGUCAGCUGGAGUAAAAUAAUUUUAUUUUGUACACACUAAAAAAAUCUCAAUUUUAAUAGUGACACAAUUGAUCGAACUGCCUGAAAAAGCUUUACAUAAACAUAAAUGUGCCACAUUUUUACACUUUUUGUGACGUACGUAUUAAGUUUAUAUUAUUUGAGUUCUUCCAGCCAUAAUUUUAUAUCACAGAACUGAUAAUUUAGAUCUCUAUGCUGUAAAUUUACGCGAUAUGUUACAGAAACAUAAUGAUUACUGAUGUUGAACUGUCAAACAGCACCUUACAAAAUCAGAUGAAGACUGCAGCCGAUUGGAAAUUUGUUUAUAACGAAGGUGAAACAGCAUGAAAACCGCUCAUAAAUUUAACACCGAGUUGAGCCACAAACCUGGAAAUGACAAUCCGUUGCCAUCAGCCGAUGCAGUGGUGAACGAAAACAGCCACGCUCAGUCAAUCAGAAGGCGGCUUUGUCUGCUUGGCUGCGAUGACGGCUGUCUCAGUACAUACAUACACGCCAGCAGUGACGACACGACAGCCGAACUGGCAAGUGUGUUUAUGGUAGAAGUUGUUCAUCUUCGACUGUCAUCUCUUCAACGUGGUGAGUUAGCCGAGAGAGCAAGAUCGAAAACUGACACUCUGAGGAUCAAAGUUCGAUUCCCGAAUGAAACUUUUUGUAUUUUUUUUUUGUUUCAAUAUUCGGUGCUAUAAAUAGCACAGUUCUCAAUCAUGUAUACAAGCAGCCGACGCGCUGAGCUGUUGCGGUAAAAUUACAUGAGUCAAACAUUUUCCGUUUCCUGUAAAAAUAAGAUUGCACACAAUUUUGCGUCAAAUGUGUUGCUUUUAUAUGUCGGACUUAUAUGACACAAAAUUACAAGAUUUUUUCGAAGUGUGUAUGGCGAAAAGCAUCUAAACUCGAAUUUCUCAAAAUGAAAAGCUUUUACCGAAAAAAUAUUUGGUAGGCACCAAACCGGUCAUCAUUGUGCACAACCGCUACCAAAUAGUUUUUCAAAUAUUGUGUUCCACUUCGAGAAAUAUGCCUUUAGAUUUUUUUUCAAAUUUUGAAAAUACCUGCACACUACGGAAAAAUCAAAAUUACUCGUGACGUAAAAUUACUGCACAGAACGUAAACAGUUUAAUGACGUAAAUUUACAGGUCUUUUGACUUGAAUAUACGUCAUCCUUGUAAAAUUGAGAUCAAGGUGACGUAAACAAUUUGUGAAUCGUGAGUCAGUACGUUUCAUAUGACGAAAAAUCCAGUUAAAUGUGACAGAAAAUUACGUCACUUGGGCGUUUAAAUUUUAUGUCAUAUGUGCCGCUUUUAUAUGUGCAUCCAAAAUGACGCAAAUUUACAUGAAUUUUUCUAAGUGUGUGGGUAUUGCCAUAGGUUUUCUAUUUAUAAACAAUUUCUAGCUGAAUUUGUAGAGAAACUCUCAAACCCUGAAAAACAAAACUUAGACAUUUCUGGCGAAAAUUGUAAGGCUCUUUUUAGAUAUUUUAGGAAAAAAAAAAAUCGAUAUUUUGGGCUUAAUUUUUAAUCCCAUUUUUAAACUCACUUGGAAACUCGUGAAUAUUUAUUUAUGGAAACUGUUGCGUAGCGUACAAAAAAAAAGUAAUUUAUCCAAUUUUAGUCGAAUUCCUCUAGGAUAGGAAAAUGAAUCUAGGAUUUAAAAUGAGAUCUAGUACUGGUUUUGAGUAGCAUUCAGACUAUUGGAAUAACCCAUGGUAACGCAAAAUCAUGAGAUGACAAGAAAUGGGCUUAAAAUAAUUUCAGAAUAAGAUGUUUCUUUUUUCUUUUGACAUUCAAGAUUUCAGAACAAUGUUUCGUCAGCCAACCCUGAAGAACCCCAAGAAGCACAUAAAGCAAUUCUUCAGAUUUACAUUAGGAAUAAUGGUUAAAAACUCUUUUACAAAGUGCAUAUGUCUGUCCUAAGGAAUUCGUGCAAGAAACUUUUCAUGUUUUCCAUUAAUAACACCAGGGAUUAUGAAAGAUUUCAUAAAAAAAAUCUAAAGAAUCAUGUCUUCUGGUUAUCAACUUGCAAUUUUGCUUUGUUUUAAUGUCAUGAAUUGCAAGGAUUCUACGUAUUUAUUUAUAAAUUAAUCCAGUAAUUCUACAAAUCGUUACGUAGAUAACACUUUAAGAGUUCCCAGUAUUUUGUAAUCAAUUCAUAAUUCCAUAAAAAAUCCACCAGAAAUUCUUACGCGACGAAUUAAUUUUCAAUGUUUUUAGUAAUUAUUCAAAAAAAUAAAAUAAAAUGCCACUAUACGAAAUUGUUAGUAUGACUUUGGUGAUUGCAGAGAGCUUUUCUAUGAACUCAUUCUGAAAUUUCUAGAAAUACCGUUAAAAACUCCUGCAAAGCAAUAAUUUCAGGAAGUCCUUCACUAGCAAAUUAAGAAAUAAUUUUAAAAUUUCAAUGAAAACAUUAAUUGAAAUUUGUCCCAUAGCUCAGCCAGGUAUUUCGGCAAAAAAUCAAACUAUAACAAGGAACUACAACAGAAAAAAUCUGGAUAGAAUCUCUAAAAUUAAGUCAAUAAUUUCUCCAUGGUCUCAAUCAGAAAAUCCUUUUCAAAGUUCGUCAACAUACAAAAUCCCAUCGACAAGAAUUCUCUGACUACUACCAGAGUUCCAGGGGUUUUCAGCUACAAUAAGUUUGCUUAGUGUUUCCUGGCAAUAGACAGUCGAAACUCUGCAAACUAUGUGAUUCCUCGAUUAUACUCGAACUGUAUUUCUCGACAAAUAGCUUUGUAAAAUAUUAUGCAGAAAUUCAUUGAAAGAAGUUCAUACGUUUCUAGUUAUUUUAUUUAUUUUUUUUUUCAUUUUUUUUCAAAGUGAUUACGGCGGUAGCAACACUGUGCUUAUGUUCUACACCGCACCCUUUCCCUACAUUUGCUUCUAGGAGCCUCUAUUUUUGUUUCAACACACAGAAGUACGUAGGCGUGUGUGGCCCAAGUCGACACUGUUUUGGCCUGCGUUGAACAAAAAUAGUUUUAAUAAAAGUUUCCCUUUUUUUUCUUUUUGUCAAUUGGUUUUUUGUAGUAUGGUCCAUGUAUUUAGUUAGGUUCUUGUCAAUUUGUCAGUUAUUCGAAGUAGAUCUCCAAGGUAAUAGUCAAUUAAGUCAUUCUGAUCUGUUCUAUCAUAGUAGCUUUAGUCUUUGCUUUAUUGAAGUGUAGUUUUAUUGGAAAUAUGCUGAAUGUCGUUAUUAAAAAGAGACGUCUGGAACUGUGUCCUGCUAGUUGUUUCGUCAUGCACAUACGUCAUGUCUUAAUAAUGCCUAGGAGAUUAAUGAAAACACGUGUGUUUGGUCGGAUGUCCAUUGCGUAGAAAGUCAAGGAAAAUAGGUUUCUUUAUUGUCAGUUGUUAUGUAAGCAAGCCUCGCCAAGUUGGUCAGUUGAUUGUAAUAAAACAAAAAUUACUUGUCAACUAUUAUGUAUUCAUCCCCCUACAAAUACUAUGAAAAAUAUUCAAAUUCGUUCUGUCCUAUCGGUCCUACCUCGAUAAACCAUGUCAUUUUCUCAUGCGUGGCCUAGAAAUGUCAACUUAGUCAUACAAAAGUAACGUUGUUCAGUUAAUAAAAAGCAGUCAGCUUUUGUCCGAAAUGUCACGUCGAACGCAUUGAUGUCAACAAUGCGUUUAAAUGUUCGCACGUUAGCUUCGAAUCUAUCAGCACAAUUAAGUGCUGCAAAUCUCCUUCCCACUAUUAAUUCGUCGGUUUAUUUUAAUUGCAUUAUUUAAAGAAAAUAUGACCAACUAACAUGGUAAAUAAUCGACCAAGCGACUAUGACAUUAAUAAAUUACUAAUCAAAAUCAACCGAGAAACGUGGGAAAUAGAGCCCAAACAACAUUUUGAAGUCAGCUGGCUGUUAAAGGUUCCAAAACCUGUCACAAAUCCUGUAUUACUUUUAUUAGGAUUUGUAACGAUCAUCAAAACCUUCUCAAAUCCAACCGACUUGGAACUAUUGCUUGGGAAUAGACUCUACUGAGCCCUGGCGGAUCCUCCGUGUUUAUCGAGCAUGUCUGAUGCAUAUGAUCAGUCAUACUCCAUCUGCAGCAGCCGGUUCGUGAUGAACCGUUGGAGGCGCAUUAAAGUGUUAAAAAGGUGAUAUGUUUCACUAAAGAACACUACAUUACAAUAAUCAAAACGAAACUCCUUCACUUUAAUACCAUCAACCCCUGCGAACUUGGCCAGGGAAAUUCAUUGAAAGAAGUUCAUACGUUUCUAGUUAUUUAAAAUAAUAGUUUAUUUUACGCAUGAUUUUGAUGAUUUCUGAUUAACGUCAUUAUUAAGCUAUGAUUAACCAUGUAUCAGUAGGUCUGCUUCAGAGGCACGUUCUCCUCCAUUUAGGCAAUUUGUACUAAGUAACAGGCUAAAAAAAAUCUAAGAAAAUGUUGGAGAAGUAUUAUUCUGUUAUGUUAUCUCAGCGAAUGUUGGAGAAGUAUUUUAUGGCAAUAUUGAUAAAAUCAAUCAAAAUUAUGCUACCAAAAAUAAUGUUUGCACUUUUUUCACGUUUUGUGGAUUAGGUGGAUUAGGAAGAAAAAUUUCUUCGUUGCACUCUGAUGGCGUGUCAUGAUCCGGUGGGCAAAAAUAAUGAUUAACGUGGAACAAUUCGUCAUUGAAAUCAUCGUCAUCAUUGAACAUUUGAAAGCAGUUUCUUCGUUCCAAACUAAAGUUUUCGCAACGAAAAUGUAUUCACUGUAUUUAUUCCUCAUGAAGAAUGAAAUACAAUGAAUACAUUUUCAUGGUCAUGGUAAAAAAAAUGAUGUCGGAUGCUUGAGCCUUAAAAUAUUUUGGUCGUUAUUCUAAAGCUACAUCUAGGGUAUUGGUUCCCUUAUUAAGCAUGUACCUCCCAUUGUCAUCCUACUACGUUUCUUGUUUUUGUAUUUUUUGUUAGAAGUGAGCACACAUGAAACAAAAAAGAACGGAAUCAAUCGGUGCCGUAAUCGCUAGUUUUCGAAUAGGAUGAAUAUGGGAGCGUGAGAUUACUGAUGGCACUCGUACCCUAUCUCAAUUUAAAAGCUUCCUGCACAAUAGUACUUUGAAUACAUGAGUUGAAUUGAUUUGCGAAGAAUUUGCCGACUUUUAGAAUACACAACUACGGUCAGAUCAUAAUUUUUGACCAUCCUAUGUGCCAUAGUGUCACGUAGACGGUGUGACCGGAAUUGAAAUCACGUUAUGUCCAAAACAGAUGCCGCUUUCUAACAUCCUAAAGAGUGCUCCACUUGUUUUAGUGAAGAGAAGUAGGCUAUAAUAUCGUUGUAACCACGAGUGUACCGCCUCUGUUGUUACAUCAUUCUUUCAAUUAAAUGUCAAAACUUAUGAUGAUAAAAAGAUGAUUACGUACAGGGUUCCUGAUUUCAACUUUACUUAUUCUUCCACAUCCGAAGACAGUCAGCAGCGAACGGUUGUCGCUUUAGUUUGUGUGCUGACAAGCAAGAUAACAGAAAACUCCGGCGAACGAUGGAAAGCCACACUUGGAAAUUACUCAUUCGUCCACAUUCACAUCGCAAGCGAUAGGUAGUAGAAUAACUAGCCACAGAAUGUCAAUGUCGCGAGCGUUCGUGUGACCAACAUCUAGUUUGCCACGCCCUUACAGCGUCAAUACCGGUCCUACAAGUGUCAAACAAAUUUUUAUAGCCAAAACAAAACAUCCACAACAACAUGCGUAUUUAAAAAUAAUAGAUAAAUACAUCUGAGAUAUGAAAUGAAAUUAAUUAAUUUAUUGGCAACAGCGCCAUUAGCGAUCUAAUUUCUCAUACAUCUACUCAAGCGAUCGAGCGGUGAUGCCAUUCGUGAGUGAUUUACGUAUUUGAAGUAGGUAUAUCAGUAUGUACAUUCUAAACAUAUGUAAAAGAGCUGAUGGGAGUUUCAGUCUUUUUGGCGAGAUUAUAAUAUCUAGGGUGUUUCCCGAAGAAUAUGUUAUACGCGUAUGAGUAUCAUGGUUCAGUACAUCCUGUGAUAACAACUUGCGAAUGAAUUAUAUUGUGCUAAAAAAUCACAUUUGAUGGUAUAAAUAUCACAGCAUCCUGCAGUUCAAAGCUCCAGUUUAUUUAAUAGUUUCGACAAGGCGAUAUUGUGGCACUUGUGUCGUUGCAAGUUAGGAAAAAAUGGCAGCCAAAUUUAUCAUUGUGGCUUUUGCGUUAGGCUUCUUUUGUGCGGCUCAACCGGUAAAGAACGGGAACAUGCAAGUGAUACCUGGUGGAUACGGCUUUGGGUUUGAACUGCUGAUAUCCAAAUUAGAAAUUAUUGAACAGAAGUUGUCCAAGAUAGAACAUACAAUGGAGAAACAAGCAAAAUAUGUAAUCCGGUCAUGUUCGGAAGAACCGUCCAAAAUGUCUGGAAAAUUUCGAUUACAGCCCGAUGCCAACGAACAGCCGUUUGUGGGUUUUUGUGAGCAGGAAAAACAUGGUGGAGGAUGGCUCGUAAUUCAACAUCGUUUUGAUGGUUCGGUAAAUUUCUACCGUAACUGGACGGACUAUAAGAAUGGUUUCGGGAAAGUUGAUGGCGAGUUUUGGAUCGGGCUCGAAAAGUUGCACAAGUUGACAAAGAAUAAAAAUACUACCUUGAUGGUGGAAAUCGAAGACCACGAUGGCAAUUAUGGUUAUGGUAGUUAUAACAGUUUUGAAAUAGGUAAUGAAACUGAGAAAUAUGUGCUGAAACGACUUGGAGCGCAUGCAGGAUCUAUCAAUGAUUCAAUGAGAGUUCACGAGGGAAACAUGUUUACAACGCGAGACAGUGAUAAUGACAAGUUCAACGGCAAUUGUGCACAAGAAGAAGGUGGAGCUUGGUGGUAUAAGCAAUGUGGCAAUACGUAAGUAUAUUAAUAUAUUUUUACUUUUUUUUAAUUUUCGACGGUUCGACUUUUUUGGGGAUACACCCGAUUCUUUUUUUGCACGGAUUUGGUUUUUGCUAUAACUCAGCCAAUUUUUAACCGAUUGUCAAGAAAUUUUGUACACAUGUUCUGCCGUGAAUCGCAUAUCUGUCCCAUUUGCAUAGGAAAUCCAGCAAAGAUGGGACUGAUAUGCGAUUCACGACAGUGUAGGCACGGUUAGUACUAUCAGUGUACAACAUUUCAUGAGAAUCGGUUUAAAAUUGACUGAGUUAUAGCAAAAACCAGACCCGAGCAAAAAAAAAAAGAAUCGGAUGUAGUUA
Molecule: messenger RNA, 8879 nt
Organism: Aedes albopictus (Asian tiger mosquito)
Lineage: Eukaryota; Metazoa; Arthropoda; Insecta; Diptera; Culicidae
Product: ryncolin-1-like
Exons: 1
Coding region: 7835-8542 (235 amino acids)
Source: RefSeq, a predicted model, not a curated record